Molecule: messenger RNA, 15202 nt
Organism: Xyrichtys novacula (pearly razorfish)
Lineage: Eukaryota; Metazoa; Chordata; Actinopteri; Labriformes; Labridae
Source: the annotation of a GenBank genome assembly
CCCCUCCUCCCUCCUCAGUCUGGUGCUGCUGCUGCUGCAAGCUGCUGGUGUUGCCGUGACGAUGAUCUCCUCCCCCUCCCACUCACACACACACAUUCACACACACACAUACACACACUCAGAGCAGAGAGGAGAGGGAGCAAACAAGACGGUAUCAUGACGCGGUGGCUCCAGGCUGGAAAACAGAGUCAGAGUGACGGGCUGCGUCUGAGGAAAGAGGGUGAGUUCUGGGUUUAUCCUUCUCUACGGGGGGGGAGGUGAGAGGAUGGAGGGAUGGACAGAUGGAUGAUGGGUGGAGGGAGGGAUGGAGGAAUGCUGGAGAUGACAGCAGCAUCUGUAGCAUGGUGUUCCCUCCUGAGAGAGAGAGAGAGAGAGAGGAGGGAGGAGGAAGGAUGGAGGAGAUGAGGAUGGACGGAUUGAAGGAUGGAGGGUGGAGGAGGAUGAGAGAGUGGACGUAGGAAAAACUGAGCCGUAUCAGCUGUGGAGGAAAUACAAGUGUGUGUGUGUGUGUGUGUGUGUGUGUGUGUGAGAUCAGGCCUGUAUCUACUGAACGUUAGCAUCCUGAGAGCUAACAGUAACAGCAGGUACGUCACUCCUCUGACGACUGACCACGCUGAUCCUCGCCGAUCUUUAACACCUCAGAGCGAACAUCUGAGCUUCUCCGAGACGUAAAGUUCAUAUUUCAGUCAGAGAGCCAAUCAGAGGGCCUAAAACAGAGGGAAAAAAACAACCAAAGAGACACCUGAAGUGGCGUGGAUGGAGGCGUUGACUGGCCCAGAUGGUGGGUGAAGCGGCGGCGGCCUCGGGUUCGACUCUGUGAUCCACUAAACUGCUCCUUCAAAGACCCGUUAACCAAUCAGAAUAAAACCAGAAUGUGACGUGUCAAUGUUCAGAUACUUCUGGAUAUUAUACUCCUACAGGUGAUCGGUCAUGAACUUUGGGUAAUGACCAAAAGAACAAGAUCGCAGAUACAAGGGGCCGAAAUGGGUUUACUGGAGGUGGAUCGGGCAUCUGGUUAGGACGCCUUCUGAACGCCUCCUGUUAGAGGUGUUCCAGACAUGUCCCACCGGGAGGAGACCUUGUAGCGCCUGGGAAUCCAUCCGGAGGAGCUGGUGGAAGUGGCCAGGGUGAGGGCCGUCUGGACUUCCCUCCUGAAGCUGCUGCCCCUGAGACCCGGACCAGGAUGAAGCAGAAGAAAACGACAAAGACGAGGAGGUGAUUGGUGCAUGGAUUAGUCAGGUUACCAUAAAAGCGCCCUCUGCUGGAUCAUACAGCGAGUCACGACAUUGGUAUUGGUAUACUCAGUGCGUUUACAUGCACAGCUUAUGCUGCGUUCCAGUUACCUCAAACGUCGGACAUCGGCGCUAGGAAUGACGCUACACCAAAGUUGGCAGCAUCUCAGUUAACAAGUCAGACAACCAAGAUGAACCCGUUGUUAGCUGUUGUCAGUUGUGGUUUGUGGUUGUCAGCUGUUGUCAGUUGUUGUAGGCUGUUGUCAGUUGAUAGUGGUUGCCAGCCAUCUUUAGCCAUUGUCAGUUGUCUUUCGCUGUUGUCAGUUGUCGUUAGCCAUUGGCAGUUGUUGUUAGCUGUUGUCAGUUGUUGUUAGCAGUUGCCUGUUGUUGUUAGCUGUUGUCUGUUGUUGUUUGCGGUUGUCAGCUGUCAUUAUUCGUUGCUGCUGGGCAUUUUGGAGACACAAGAAGAUGGAGCAUCGUACAGCGUUGUUUUUGUCCGACAUGAUGGACGCGCUACUUUUUCUAAAGAUGAGGUUCACGCUACUCCUCUACUCUGGGGUUUUUGUUCUGGGGUUACGGGGGCGUGGCGCACGCGCACAUACAUUGUCCGAUCAUACUCCGACUACUCUGGUUACAUGGUAGAGAAAAUUGAAUUCCAAUCACAUUAUCUGUGUGUCUUCACUGAAGUUCUCAAACUCCGAUUAUAGUCGGACUAAGGUGUUUACAUGCACCUCAGUUGUCCGGUCUUAAUCGGAAUAAGGCGAUAAUUCGGUUUUCUCGAGUGUCAUGUGAACGUACUGACUGUGUUGUUAUGGGUUCCAACAGCUGAUGACUGUAAAGUUAUCAACUUAACGAUGAAACGACAUCAUCUCGAUCAUGGCUGCCAUCUUGGCUGCUUCCUCCUAGACCCCGCCCAGUUCUUAAAUAAAGGACUAUGAUUGGAGGAGGCUCAGACCCACCUGUCUGAGAAAAGUGAACGUGAGCUGGUUGAUCAAGAAUUCGUCUGACUUUUUGACCCUUUGGUAACGUCUCUCACUAAUCCGAAUUUAUUCAAUACUCAGUCGAUUUAGUCCUGAACCUUGGUGAGAGAUCUACAGACGAAUAAAUGAAGGGAAUAGACAGAGUAAAAGAGAGAGAGAGGGAGAAAAAGGAGUGAUAAAACAGAAAGAGGAGUUUCCCGUGGGAGUAUUUUCUAUUUAUAGACGGGGAUCAGAUUACCUGUGUGUGUCUGCAUGAGUUAAGUUAGUCUACGUCAGCUGGUUUUCCCUCCGUCAGCGAGGCAUCAUGAAGCUGGACUGGUUUACGGACUCCUCUGUCUGCGCCUGAAGCGAGUUUCUGCUUAGAUGGUAAAACCUUUAUGAUGUUAAAAUGGAGUUUGGAGAUGAUGGAGGUAUGUUAUGGAAAUUUAGUUUUUUUAUAAGUCGGUUUGUUUCUCUUCUCUGUCGUACUCAGCUGGUGCCGGUGUGAUCUGCAGGUAUCCUCCGGAGAGAUCGGCGUAUGUACGGAUAAUUUUAAAAACAGAGUUGAUUUACAAAACGUCUCUGUCCACAACAGCUGGACCCUCCCAAAAAAGCGUACUGGGUUAGAGAGCGGUCAUGAUGUGAAAUCAGACUCUUCUAAAUCAAAAAUCUUAAAUCUAGAUUCAGUUUUUGUCCCUUAUACUUGCAGUUUAACAUCGACUAACAGCAGAUUGAGUCCAAGUUAACAUGCAGCUGAACCAGACGUAACAAACAAAAACUAACUUCCAAAACUGCAAAAUAAAGAUCAGAUACAACCCGAAUUAAUCCUGAUUAUACCUGUAAGUCAGUACGACGGAGUAAAAGGGGCAUAUAAAGAAAAACAAAUGAAGAUUUCAAGAUUAAAGUCGUUAACUAACGAGGAUAAAGUCAUUACUAAGGAUGAAGUCGUGAUAAAGUAAUAACUUACGAAAUAUUAAGUCAUUAUUACUUACGAGAAUAAAGCUGUAGUAAAAUAAUUACAAGAACAAUGUCGUAAAAAAGUAAUUACUUACGAGAAUGAAGUUGUAAUCAAGUAAUUACCUACAAGGAUAAAGCCGAGUAAAGUAACUAGUAAUAACAAAGUAAAGUUACUUACAAAAUAAAGUCGUAACUAAGUAAUUAUGAGAAUAAAGUCAAAGCAAAGUAAUAACUUAUGAGAAUAAAGUCGUAGUAAGUAAAUAUUACGAGAAUAAAGUCAUAACACAAUUACUUACAAGAUAUACGUUGUAAUAAAAUCAUUACUAACGAGAAUAAAAUUGUAAUCAAGUAGUUACUUAUGAUAAUAAAGUCAUAGUCAAGUAAUUAUGAUUUUUGUACGACUUUCUUCUCGUAAGAAAUGAUUUUUUACAACUUUAUUUACUCGGGUAACGAUUUUCCUAUGACUUUAUUCUUGUAGGUAAUUACUUUGUUACGAUUUUAUUCCCCUUAGUAACGACUUUAAUCUCGAGUCAAAUUUUUUUUUCUUAAUGUGGCCCUAAAACUCCGUCAUAAAGUCAGUCUGUACGAUAAACUGAAGUAUGAGUCUGCAGGGCAGCAGAAUUGUCAACAUGUUACUUUGCUUCGGCUCUAAUGAGGAUUCCUCAGAGUUUGUCGACACCUUCCAGUGGACACUUGGGGAACUGCAGUUUAUGUUUUUUUAUUUUUUUGCAUUUAUAAAUGGUCUGUUUUUCUGUAGACAGGGUGAAAUACUCAAUACUUUGCUCAAAUUUAUCGAAAGUUCGACGGGUUAGCGAGUAUUUCUGCAAAUCUGCAUAAAAACGUUAAAUUCACAAACAAAACUGAUCGAUAAAACAAACAGUCGGAGGGAAAAGGAAGACAGAGAGAGAGAAAGGGUUGGUUUGUGUCUCUAUAAGUGACAGUUACAGAUAGACACCAGUGUCACAAUGCCCAGACACACACAUACACACACACACACACACACUCACACACACUCAAACACACAUCCUACGAAUAGAGCUUCACUGUUGCCCCAUUAUCCUCUGCAGUUCAGUACCGGAGGGAAUCCUUGAAUGGAAGAGUGUGGGGGUGCAGCAGUCAUGGCUGUAAAAAAAAAAAAAAAAAAAUCAACCCAAAAAAAAACUAAAAAAAUUGUGCCGACAUUGCAUUUUUUUGUCUGUAAAAUUUUGCCGAUAUUUAUUCAUGGUGAGGAGAGAAAACAGCAUAAAACAUGGAAUAAUUUACCGACUCGGAGUCUAGACGGACAUUAAAUAUGUAUUUGAGUGUGUAAGACACUUCAGAUCGGGAAGGUCGGAGAUUUGGAGCAGUUUUUAUUUUUUUUUGGGGGGGGUGGGGGUGUUAUAACAGGAUUACAGGAUCACAGGCUACUCAUAUCCAUAAUCCCUCCCCCUCAUAAAUUAUUCAUCAAAAAUCCAGUUUUUAUUUUACACACACAUGUACAGACAAGGACUCCACACAAAGGGAGACAACAAACCGACUGUAGACUCCAAAAUAAACCACUUUGGUAACACUCUAAAAUAACCAUAAUGUAUAAAUGGUAAAUAGAUGGUUUGUUAAUGUAAGUUUAUAGUUACUUGUCUUACUUUGUUAAAGCGGUUUACCUGUCCAGCAGAAAGGUUACAGGGUCACCAAGAUCCCCAAGCGUCCCCCAUCGUUUAUGUUGACCCGGCUUUUUAGCUCUUGUCCGGUCUACCUCCGUUUUAAGCGCCCGUUAUUCCUCCAGAGUCUCCGGUAUUUACUUUGUUUUCUUGCUUGUGUCGGCAGUCGUGGCCAAAGGAGGAUUCGGACAAUUUUCCGAACUUUCUGGUUGGUUUCUACUGUCCGAUAUUGUAGCACGCUAACUUUGUUUGGGCUCCUGAACGACACGGAGGAGCAGCGUCUGCCUCACGGGCGCAAAGAUGCUUCUUUAACGGAUUCCUGCCUACCCCACCUUUUAGGUACAAAGAUCGUCAUUUUUUAAACUUUAGGACCACAGACCCAGAAUCUGCGGUUUUUGAGGAGUCUUGAGUGAACCCGGUCUUUCAGCUGAGAUCGUUCCUGUUCAGUCAAACAAACAAACUGUUAGAUUUAGGAUUAAAGGCACCAUGACUGCUUCAUUUUUUGUUGUUCUUGUAGCUCGUCCUCGCCCCCUCCCUAGGCAGUCUGUUACCAUAGUAACCACCGCCUCACUCCUCUCUCUCUCUCCCUCUCGCUCUACCCAUCACUUUGAAGACAUCCUUCUGACCUACAUUACCUCUCCUUGGAGCUCCUCUGUACCAUCUUCUCCUCAGUUGGUCCUACCUGCAGAACGCCCUCCAUCUGUGGACCGAACCAUCUGUCCCCAGUCUUGCUGACACAUUCCCGACUGUGGAGCGUACCAUAUGGAAGUGUACGGGGGUGUGCGGCGAUCUGAUGGGCCACCUGGAGGGAACAUAUGGACAUUCCUAUAGUGGGGGAAACAGACUGUUAGUGUGUUUGGAAGCUCUCAGGAGGGUCACACAAACGUAGUCUGAAAAAAACGUAUUUUUACUGAUAAAACUUAAAGAUAUCGGCAAGUUUCUGACAACGCUGUGUCCAAACUGGAUUCUCAGACAGAGGUUUACUGGGAAAACACCGGGUAUGAUUCCCCAGAACAUGUUUAAGUUAGGGUGACCAUAAUCUGAAUCCCCAACAAGAGGUCACAACUACGCGGGGACAGAGUCACGGAGUCGCACGUAGUUAAUUCUGAGAGGUUUCCGUGGUCGGUUCGAGUGUUUUUUACACACUUCUAACUCCAAGUAAGUUCACGCCACACAAACUCAAAACUUCCAUACCAAAAGAGGACGUAUGGUCACCUUAUUUAAAGGGCUAUUCCGGCGUAGUCACUGAAAAUCCUGAUCUGGUCUUGAUACAGUUGGAUCUUGAAAAUGAGCCCUUCUUGGUUGAUAUGAAACAGUCAAAUACAAUAGAGAACUGAGUGUUAUUCCCAGUAUCUGAUUUUUGUUCAUUAUGUUGUUUUUUUUCCCCUCAGCUCAGGAGGAUGGACGCUGUUCUUGGGUUUAACCCUCUGUGAACCGCAUCAGUAUCAAAGUCUUCUGCUGUGUCCCUGAAUCAGACCAGAGGAGGACAUCGACUGCUCUUGGAUCAGGCCGCACAUGGAGGAGGACGGUCAUUUCAAGUGGAAAAUAUGUGGAUCUCUGGAUGAUCUUUGUCACCCAAUCAGGAAACUAAAGGAAUAAUUUACUACGAGUCUGAGGAGGACCAUGAUUGCAGACUAAAAUAUCAGAUUCAACUGCCGAAGAAUCUCGUUUAAUUUCCAGAAGACGGAAAGCCAUGCCUCGUCUGAGACCCAACGUUUUCAGAGACUCCUCAUAAGACCUCCAUGUUCCUGGGUUUCACCUUCCUCUCUGAGGCAUCAUGGAGUGAGGUGUGAGACGACGAAUUCACAAAAGCCAGAAACAGAAACAGGAAGGACACCUCGAAUUUGAACAUCCAGCACCCUCUCCUGGCUGCACUGUGGAAUAAGGGGUGUGUCAUCAGGCUGCCCCUCGCAGAUGGAGGCCCACCAACACUCCCCAGAUAGCAGCAGUGAGGAGUGCACCGUCCUGGAGGCCCCACCCGGAAAAAAUGCCUGCCCGCAGCACGCAGGGAAGGUAGGACGGCGUUAUAGAAGGGGGCUUAUCAUUCUGGUUUCAUUUCCUCCUCCAAGAUAUUUGUGUGUGUGUGUGUGUGUGUGUGUGUGUGUGUUUGUGUGUGUGUGUGUGUGUGUUGAUAACAUCUGCAAAAGCUCUGUGGCCAAAAUGAAAUGAAAUGAAGGUUUUGCAGCUCAGAGCGAAAGAGUGAAGAAAAUUUGAUGUGGUAAAAAUUAGGGGUAACUGUUCCCCUAAAGAAAGAGCAUUUCACAGAAAUACCGAACAAGAGCACCUUUAAAAAUCUGUUCAGUGUUCUUAGAUAGAUUUGUAACUCUGCACACGACUGCACCCGCAUUUGAUUAUCGUCCAACUGCUCAGGACUCACAGACAUCAAACAUCCUAGAAAAGCAUCCACUGCCCUUUCUCAUCGAUCUGGACCGGAUUCUGUUGCUCCCUGGACUCAAUGACCUUUGUAACAUCAGUUCACCUUUCCAUCUGCAGGUGGCAGACCUGUACUGUUCAGCCUGUGAGUGCCCCCUCUGUGAGGACUGCGUAUCAGACCAUGGAGAGCACCCGACAGUACCACUCAGCCAGGCCCUGGAGCAGCACCGGACCGAGCUGCAGGAGAGCCUCAGUACUGCCCAGAACAGGUACAAACCUGAUUUUACGGUGUCAUGACUCAGAUGUCACUCAGACAUAAAAUAAGAUGUUUUAUACUUCAGAUGUCUUUUUUUGUUGUUAUGAUAUCAGGUUAAAAUUUUAGGGUUUUAUCUGGUGAGAAAAAGCUCAUUUUCACUUCUUCCUAAAAACUGCAGUAGGACAGAAAAUGAGUCACAAAGAGAUGAAGAAUGAAAAAGAACCAGUUUUAGGAGUUAGUGGGAGACACUGACAUCUGGUGGACAAUCAGGAAACUACAACCAAAGAGCACCAAAAAAAAAAAAACACCAGAGGAGAUGACACACCUUUCCCAUGUGGACUGAUCUGACUCUGCUGUUUAAAUAUUUGGUGAAAAUUAAAUCGUCUGAAUGAUCUCUCUUUCUACCCAUCUCUCUUCAGACUCCCUCAGAUUUCAGACGCUCUGUCAUUUGUCAAAGAGAUCCUUCAGCAGCUGACCAGUCAGAGGGCUUCUAUUGAGGAAGACAUCCAGUCCAGCUUUGAGGAUCUGCACAAGCAGCUAGAUGUCCGGAAGAGUGUUCUGCUGAUGGAGCUGGAGGUCACAUAUGGACUCAAACAGAAGGUGCACACAUGUUUUCAUGUCUGGUCAGGUUGACUGAAAGCUUUUGCACAAGGAGUUUGCAUCUGUCUGUAAAAAACAUCUGUCAAAACCUUAAAAAGACCUGCAUUUGUCUCUAGGUCCUCCAGGCCCAGGUGGACAACCUUGCCCGAGGAGAGGGGGACAUGGUGACCUCUUGCACCCAGACAGAGGAAGCUCUGGCCGGGGAGGCAUGUGUGGCCAGCCUGCAGGUGGAGCGGGAACUUCAAGAGAGGCUGAGGGAACUGGCUGGUCUUGGACUGCCAUGCCAGCCUGAGGAGAAUGACCAACUGGAUCUGAUUAUGGAGACUGAUGGUCUCAGGAAGUCCAUCCACAAUCUGGGGACCAUCGUAACAACCAGGUGAGACUGUCUGUGCUGAUCCACAUGGUCAAGGUCUGAGCUAAGUGGGUUUGUUGUUCACCAUCAUCCUGAUCCGUUUUUUCCCCUCAGUGCUGUGGCAAGCCAGAGUGAAGCCAUGGGCGCAGGCCUGGAGCAGUGCAUUGUGGGACAUCCUGCCUCUGUUACCAUAGUGACAAGAGACAAGUCAGGGGGAGCAUGCAAAAGUGGCAAUGCAAUCCUGUCGGCAGAGGUUCGUUAACGCCCACAUAGAUAUGAAAUGAAGCUGAAAAGCAAAGACUGAACAUGAUCCUUGUGUGUACCCAGGUGUUCACCCCAGAUGGAAGCAUCGUGGACGGUGAGAUCCUGGACCACAAGAACGGAACUUACGAGUUUGUGUAUAUAGUGCCGAAAGAAGGUGACUUCUCAUUGGCUCUUCGCCUGUACGACCAGCACAUCAAAGGAAGCCCUUUCAAGCUAACAGUCAGCAAAGCCUCAGAGGCUGUGGAGGUGUGUGACCUGAGGGGGCAUGUUGAGACUAUGUCAAGGGAGGGUGAAUAACAGGAAACACCUGACAGCUCGAUGAGUAGGUAAUGCAUCUUCUCCCCCCAGGUGUCCCCGUCCACCACCACUGCAACAAACUCAGCUGCCUACGCAACCCCGUCCACGGGCUCCUCUGAGGGGGCAAAGAGACGAGGCAAGUCCCCAGGCCAGAAGAAGAAGGGCUCCAAGAGGGCCAGUAGUGCCCUGGGAACCCCGCGACGCAAAACCCAGAACCCGAUCGAGGAUGACCUCAUCUUCAGGAUUGGUAAGAAACUCCUCUGACAGUACAGUGACUGAAGCUGCAGAAACAGUUAUAUAACAACAGCCUUGAGCAAUAAAAUUCAAGAAAAUGUGGGUCAUACCAAAACUGACUAUUGCUUACCCAGAGCUAGCAUUCCCUGACCAGACUAAAAUAGAGCUGGAGCGGAUCCUUGAUUUUUUAAAAAUGUUUUUACUCCUUUUUCUUUCAGGGACAAAGGGGAGGAACAAAGGAGAGUUCACCAAUCUUCAAGGAGUAGCUGCGUCUUCGACUGGCAGGAUCCUGAUCGCUGACAGCAACAACCAGUGUGUCCAGGUUUGAUCAGUUCCGCAUCUUCAAGUGGUUGUUUGAGUUCAACACUUGGUUUUAGAGGAUGAGGUCUACGGUAUGUCCAUCAGGGUCCUAACAGGUGUCUCCAAACUCCAGGUUUUCUCUAACGAGGGGGAAUUCAAGAGUCGUUUCGGUGUGAGGGGACGUUCACCGGGGCAACUGCAGCGUCCCACAGGUGUGGCUGUGCACCCUAGUGGGGACAUCAUUAUUGCUGACUAUGACAACAAAUGGGUCAGCAUCUUCACCUGUGAAGGAAAGUUCAAAGUAAGUGCGAAGAAAUCUCAGCAAGGAUGAUUAACUUCUGCAUUAUAAUAAACUGUUAAAUGGUACUUUCUCCUCAUUGGUUCUUUUUUUUUACUUUCAUCAGGCAAAGCUGGGCUCUGGUCGACUCAUGGGGCCAAAGGGUGUGUCUGUGGACCAGAAUGGACACGUGAUUGUUGUUGACAACAAAGCAUGCACCGUUUUCAUCUUCCAGCUGACCGGCAAGCUCAUCACCAAGUUUGGAAGUCGAGGCAACGGCGACAAACAAUUUGCAGGUAGCUUUUGCUUCAUGAGCCUGAGAUUUGACCGCAGUGAAAUGAGUGGUUGAAAAGUGAGCUUUGAAAUCAUCUAAGGUUGAAGGUUAUAUCUGUAGCUCUGAUUCCCAGUUGAUGUGUUUUAUCCCAAAGGUCCACACUUUGCUGCAGUGAACAAAAACAAUGAGAUCAUUAUUACAGACUUCCACAACCACUCUGUCAAGGUAAGGCUUCACUGAUCAAACCAGUCUGUUUUUCUUUGCUAAAGAGCUGGUAAACGUGACACUUAUAUGGGAUUUUUAUCUCCCGGUUAUGAUUAGGUCUUCACCCCAGAAGGAGAGCUGGUGUUGAAGUUUGGAUCCAACGGUGAAGGAAAUGGUCAGUUCAACGCUCCCACUGGUGUAGCUGUGGACAACAACGGGAACAUCAUCGUAGCUGACUGGGGAAACAGCAGAAUACAGGUAAGGCUGUUCUGUAAAGUACUCCUUCUUGUGGUUGUUGGGAGUUCAUGCAUUUAGCGACAUAUUCUGUCUCUACAACAUUUCCAGGUGUUUGACGGCAGUGGCUCCUUCCUCUCUUACAUCAACACAUCAGCUGACCCUCUUUACGGACCACAAGGUCUGGCUCUGACCUCAGAUGGACAUGUCGUGGUGGCUGAUUCUGGUAACCACUGCUUCAAAGUCUACCGCUACUUACAAUGAUUGAUGCUCGAACCGGAGGUAUGAAGCCUGUGCAAGAAAGACGGACAGGGGCAGUGGUUUUUUGAAGAGGAGAGACAAGGUGCAUGGUGUCCAAUCUUAGGAUUUAUUGCAUGAAACUCUAUCGCCGAGUAAGGAAGAAGGGAUUGGAAGACAAGGCAGUGGAAAAGGAGAAGGACGAGUCACACAAUUACAUCAUUUCACCAAAAUGGAAAUAUAUUCAGGUUGACAUCAUUGAUUCUGAAAAAGUAUGAUAACCAAACAAGAAGACUGGAUGGAAGAGAAGUAUGGAACGAGGACUGAUGGUGCAUUCAAGAGAUGGCUGCCCUCAUGCAAAUUUGACAAGUAUUACAGAGCGCGAUGCGAGGCUGAUGCAAUGCUGGGGUAAGAACAGAUAUGCAACAACUGAUUCAAGAUGUCAAUAUUUCAAAGUUCGUCUUUCCCAGAGUUUGAGUAAGUAGAAAAAUGGAGGACUGUAUAAAAAGGCUUUAAAAAAGACAAACAACUAGUUUCUGAAGAGGAGGACUGAAGUGUCUGUGGAGACAACCGUGUUCCUAAACCGAAGACCCAAGAGGAAGUCAGUUAUUGAAAAAGGGAUUGUAAGUUAUCAAAGGCAUGAAUGCAUAUGUGUGUAUGUUUCAGAGAGAUCUGAUUGGAAGAUUUGAAGUUGCUAAUGUUCUGCCUUCUAAUGCUGUAUGUACAAAACAAAGUAAUGGCCAUCAAGCUAAAAGUGGUUCUAUGUCUUGGCUUGACAUCAUUUGUGGCUUCAGGUUUUCACCACCAACCUCCCCAGCAGCUUUUGCACCGUAGAUUACAUUUGCCAACCACUAUUAAUACAAAUUAGGAGUUAAAGGAAGUUACUCACUCUCAGAACUCUCAGUUCUGAACUCUAAACUUUGAGAAGUUCGAGCUGGAAACCUCUAAGUACCCACUACAAAGGGUGUCCAAAUUUCCCUCGACUGAAUUCUUGACCUUUACUUUGUAUUGGCCUUAAUUGACAGCAGUAUUUCGGCCACUUUUAGCCUGCUGUACAUUGUUUGUAUAUAAGGACUGUCUGAAAAUGGAAUGUUUAUUUUGUUCCUUGUCAUUGCUAGUAUUCUUUACAAACCUUAGGCAAUAGAUCCACCACUAGAAAAGGCUGCUUGUCACGGGUUAUUUGAAUGAUUGAUCCAUUUUGUUCUGGGACACAUGAGCUGUGAUGUUGAGAGUUGUGUACCUAUGCUUGGUUUGAGUAUCAGUAUUUCCUGAAGAGUUUGUUUCAAGGAGAACUAAGAAGUCUCAGUAUCUACAUUUGUGAGAAUCCCUUUAAUGAUAAAACAAACGGAAUCAGCAACCAGCCUGCUGCCGAGGAUCAGCAUGCCCUGGUCCCAAGCUUUGCCUCCCACCUGGCUAACUCAGUAUCCACCCUCCUGCCUGUCCUGGCAGGGGGGUGAAGACCAGUUCCCUUCAGGUCAUGGUUCCCUUCCCAAUCUUUCCAAAAUGGAUCGUGAGAUUGAUGUAAGGGGUCAGGGAGUUGUUGAACCAAACAGUGAUGGUGAAAGAGGUGUGCUGUAUUCCUCUCUGUGGAAUAUGUGACACACCCGCACUCACAGGCUUAAAUCCUCACAGGAUCCUAUGAUCAUGCACUACCGAAGAGAUGUCAUGAACAAACACCUCAAGCAAGUGGGGGUUCAUUGUCCAGGGGGUGAACCGGCAACUCUCCAGCUACCGACUCCAUUUCCCAAUUUAGUCAGUGCCAAGACUUAGACCAAGGACCCCUCCAGUUCCAGAGCCAAGUCAAAAGACCAACCCAUGUUCCACCCCUCGCCCAUGGUUAUGUGAAUGUGAUUACAGUUACGAGCAGCUGAAAUGAGUUUCAGAUCCCGAUGAAGCUGAGAGUAGAGCUGCCACACCUCGCAUUGAAAGGACUCAGUUCAUUAAUCUGAUCAGGCUCACCUUCAGAGGCUUCCUAGAUGUGUCCAGCUGGGUGGAGACCCUGGGGUAGACUCAGGACCAUGGACUGUAUGUAGAAUGGAUGCCAUCUCCCUCCUUACUGGGUGAAGCCACUCCGAGGACAGCACCCUCUGGCAACGGGCUGCAGUACAGGUCAUAAAUCCCACCUCCUCCAGCAUUCCCUAUGGAGCUGUGGACAAACUUUAGAAAAUUUAUUACACAGAACAUAACCCCCCCCCCUGUUGCGAUGUUGACAUGUAGUUACUGUCAGACUGGUUUGUGCUCAAGUACAGCUCCAUUUUUAAAAGUUAUUAGGGGGUUCAUGUUCUGUAAUUGACACUUGAUACAGCCUAUGGACGUACAAAGAUUGCGUAGCUCACCCGGGGGAUAUGCUGUUUGAGCCGAGUGUCAUCACACUCUUAGCGACUCUCCCAUCGAAUGCGUACAACGCUACUGCGCAAUGUUGGUUUCCAGAAAUGGCGAAAAAACGCGGAAUUUCCGAGAGCUUUUUGGCUUCUAAUCCAUAUACUGGCAGAAGGCGGAACUAAGUUGUCCAUAGUAUAAACAGUCUAUGCUCAGGACUUAUUAUAAGGGUUCUAUAUCUUGUCUGGCUUGAGGAUGCUUCCUAGGUGCUAGGAAAUGUUGCUGAGGAGGAGGAGGAGGAAGUAUAGGUUGACCUGCUUGGCCUGCUGCCAGAGGGGAAAAAAAAGAUCAAUGGAAGGAUGAAUAAAUUCCGGAACAUAGGGAAAGGAAACAUUCUUCAAUAUCUCCCAUGAUUCUAGAAUGUUUUAAAGAUUCCACCAAGUUCAAGGCCAUCAUCAAUCGUACAUCAACGCCUCACUGUUCUAGAAGCAUGCCUCUGUAUUACAUGUGAACCCGUGACAUCAAACAUAUCAGUAUGGCGUUCAACUGUGAGCUCUUUUCUGAGAACGGUCCCACAUAGAAGGCGGUUUACAGACAGAGUUUGUACCAUACAGCAAUGGUAAGCAUUUACAAAUUACACACGGUGAAGCCCAAUGUGAUCAUAAUAAUGAUGGUUCUGAAAAGCAUUUACAUUAAUCGUUUUAGAGGCAAGUAAAGCCUUUAAGUAAGUUCAUUUAUGACCCUGAUUAUUAAUGAACAGAUGAAUGUUAUUUAGUUUCCUUGACUUAAUUUAAGUUGUCCAUCUAUUUAUUGAAAAUGCAAGAGGAAAAAAAAACACAAGGGGCUGUGUCCAUUAUCACUACUUUUCUUUUUUUUGUUCUGGCAGCACCGACAGCCUCAUUGUUCAAUCUCUUUUCCUGAAAGUCGAGAAAAUCCUAUGAUUAAAUUCAUACUUUAAAAACACGUUGGUGUCUCUGUCAUAGUUUUUGACGACGUUCACAUUUAAAGUCCCGCCUCUCCUGGAUUUUGAUUAGUUAGUAAUCUGAGUAAAGGUGCUGCCGGAACAAAACUAAAAUGGACCGAGCCCCUACAUGAGUUAUAUGGGAUCAAAUCUUAUUUCGUAGAUGUUCUUCGGAUGUUUUUUCUGUUUAUUUAUUUGAAUCAUCGUUCUCUCUCUCUUUCUUGCCAUUUGAUUGUGUUCCAUUGUGUGCAUUAAAACUCUUAAGUGCCCAUUAUAUUUAUUAUUUUUGUACAUUCUGCCUGUUACGUUGAGUCAAAAUAUGAUUGUUGGUAUUUGAUACAUUUUAUAUUGACUGUUGUGAUGAGACAAAUCAGUUUAUCAUCUUUUACGCUGUAUUUUUUAUUUUGGUCAAACAAAGUUCUUUGGGAGAAAAAGUACUAAAGACAGCCUGUUAGCAAAAACAGCUUUUUUAGCAUCGUAUUUUUGAUUGACGCCAGUGCACAGCCGAAAAAUCAAUACGGUACAACAAGAAUACAAAUCAUCAUGAAGGUUUGUCAUGUGACGCUAACACCGUUAGCUUUAUUACAGCUUUGGUAUCGAUUCUGAACGCUAACAUCACUAACUAUCCAUCUAACAGGCAACCAGGACGUUUUUUUUUAUUUUAACGACGUGGUAAGUGCAUGUUCAAUAUGAAAAGUUGUCAGAGUCCCGAUCUGGAUUUAAGUGGUUCCUUUAUGAUUUCUGAUUUUUCGGGUUUUCUUGGUCACUUUUCGAUGUUUCGGCAGAGUCAGGUCGUGUUCCUUCGACGUCAACUUGGCCUUGUUCGCUGGAAAUUCAGCCUAAAUGUCAGUAGGACGAGUGAAUGUUGAUUUAAAGGUGGUAUGAUAGGAUCGCCAUCUCAUUUUCAAAUAAACACAUUAAAGUAAAAGUUAGCAAAGUUACAUGAAAUAAAAUAAGGCCAUUUGUACAAUAUACAUUCAUUUGAGGGAACUUUUUUGUCAAAUGUUAUCAUACCUACUGGGGAUCAAGGAAACAGAAAAAUCAUAAUUUUGGCUUCAAUUUAAAAAUUCUGCACCCUGUUGAACAUGUAGUAAUAAUAAGUUCCUGAAGAGUUACACCUGCCUGCUGUUUUAUUCUCUGUAAAUGCUAUCGUUAUGUCUGUUCACUAUGGAUUGUCUCUUAAAUAACCACACACACAAACAUCAUGGAAAUAAAGCAUUGAUUACUACAUGGCA